Messenger RNA from Brassica oleracea var. oleracea, 1140 nucleotides. Its product is annotated as caffeoylshikimate esterase-like. The record is from RefSeq and is a predicted model, not a curated record. The transcript is spliced from 8 exons. Lineage: Eukaryota; Viridiplantae; Streptophyta; Magnoliopsida; Brassicales; Brassicaceae. The coding region runs from base 79 to 1032 and encodes 317 amino acids. Gene Ontology annotation, cellular component: membrane. Gene Ontology annotation, molecular function: lipase activity.
CUUAUCAUAAAACUUCUCUGUCUCCAACAAAACUGAAAGGAUAGAAAGAGAGAGAUUUCGAUCAACCUCUUCUUGAAAAUGGCAAGUGAAACAGAGAACAUAAAGUACGAAGAGAGUUUCAUUAAGAACUCUCGAGGAACGAAGUUAUUCACGUGCAAGUGGUUACCAGCAAAUAAAGAGCCAAAGGCUUUGAUCUUCAUCUGCCAUGGAUAUGCAAUGGAAUGCAGUAUCACCAUGAACAGUACUGCGAGAAGGCUUGUGAAGGCAGGAUAUGGGGUGUAUGGGAUGGACUAUGAAGGACAUGGUAAAUCUGAUGGGCUUAGUGCGUAUGUCCCAAACUUCGACCAUCUCGUUGAUGAUGUCUCUGCCCACUACACAUCCAUUUGCGAGAGAGAAGAGAACAAAGAGAAGAUGAGGUAUUUGUUAGGAGAAUCAAUGGGUGGGGCUGUGCUUUUGUUGUUACACAGAAAGAAGCCUGAGUUUUGGGAUGGGGCCGUCUUGGUUGCUCCUAUGUGUAAGAUCGCAGAAGAAAUGAAACCAAACCCUGUGGUAAUUUCUGUAUUGUCCAAACUUAGUGGAGUCAUUCCUACGUGGAAGAUUAUCCCUGGCCAGGAUAUCAUUGAGACUGCUUUUAAGCAGCCAGAAGUCAGGAAACAGGUCAGAGAAAACCCUUACUGCUACAAAGGUCGUCCACGCUUGAAGACUGCUAAUGAGCUAUUGAGGAUUAGCACCGAUCUUGAGAAGAGGCUUGAUGAGGUUUCAUUACCGUUCAUGGUACUGCACGGUGAAGAUGAUAAAGUCACGGACAAAGCGGUUAGCGGACAACUCUAUGAAGUUGCGUCGAGUUCGGACAAGACUUUUAAAUUGUAUCCUGGGAUGUGGCAUGGUUUACUCUAUGGCGAGACACCAGAAAACAUUGAGAUUGUUUUUGCUGACAUCAUUGGUUGGUUGGACAAGAGAGCUUCUGAUGGAAACGGAGGGUUUGAGUCUGAGCUCAACCGUAAAGAAGAUGGCUUCACUUUGAAAGAGUAGCUCUGAUUCAAAUGCUAUUAAUUGUUGAAAUGAGAUUUCAUAUAUUGAUUAUGACACUGCGACAUGUCUUUGUAAGUGCAGUGACAUUUAUAAACUACAUUAUGCGUC